AUGUCACACCUGCCGGAACAUGGAACUGCAGACGGAGUGAUUGCUAAUGCAACCAGCCCUGAUCACACCACCAACCCAAGCUAUGCCGAAUUUCAUAACCACCAACACGACUAUACCUCGGUGACAUCACCAUACAACACUCAAGGAUCCACUAUCCCGUCAGAACACACCAGCGACUCUGUUUCCGUGUCUCUGGUGGCAUCUUCAGUCAACAAUACUACCACCUCUCCUUACUUCAGCGUGGCUGGAAUACAGAUCUCCCAGCUGCUUCAACCGGACUCGUUAAGUCCAUGGUCUCCGGCUUCGCACGCAGGUGCGAUACAUGCAGGAUCUCCACUGACCCACAGAGAAGCUUACCUGGUACAUCACUUUGCAACGCACCUCGGGAAAUGGCUUGACUGCACAGAUGCUUCCCGUCAGUUCACUCGGAAAAUUCCCAUCCUGGUCAAGCAAUCGCCAAUCCUGCUGUAUGCUGUGCUUUCUUACGCGUCCCGGCACGUCGGAGAUGCCGAAAUGGCCGAGCAGGCGCAUGAGCGGUGCGUAGAACUAUUGAUCCCCUUCCUGAGCUCAGAAACGGUUGCCAACGAUGAUAUUCUGCUGUGUACCAUUGUCAUCCUGCGGGUGUUUGAACAGUUAAACGUCAUGGUAACCGGCAGCGAUCAAGAGCGUCAUUUAGCCGGCUGCUCGGCUCUGCUCCGGGCAUCGCAAGGACGAGAGGUGGACCCCUCGGCCCCGAGGUUGCGGCACGCGGCUUUCUGGGUGUACCUGCGUCAGUGCCUGUACAAUGCGUGUGUGCAUCAGCAGUCUCCCAAUGUGGAUUUGGACUUGGUUCUCAUUCCCCCCUCCGGGCGGAGGUGA
Messenger RNA from Penicillium canescens, 858 nucleotides. RefSeq lists its product as uncharacterized. The record is from RefSeq and is a predicted model, not a curated record. Lineage: Eukaryota; Fungi; Ascomycota; Eurotiomycetes; Eurotiales; Aspergillaceae. Gene Ontology annotation, molecular function: transcription cis-regulatory region binding; DNA-binding transcription factor activity. The coding region runs from base 1 to 858 and encodes 285 amino acids. Gene Ontology annotation, cellular component: nucleus. The transcript has 2 exons. Gene Ontology annotation, biological process: positive regulation of transcription by RNA polymerase II.